UUUGAUAACCUCAAUACAUUGUAGAUAUGUUAAUGACGUCUGCCAGUUACAUCUGAAACGAUUUAUUUAUUCAGUUGGAGAGUUGAAUACUCUGAACGGAUUCAAGUAAAGACGACAGCUGUUAUUAAAGUAUAUAAACAGUUCGCGUUCUUUUGAAGUUCGGAUGACACCUACCAUUGCAUAUCGAUAAACUUAAGGAAAAUGAACAAAACAGCCGGAUCUCACAUCUCAGGAGAUGCACAAUCGAUCACUUCAUGACUGAACUAAGAAAAUACUCUAAGAAAGCAAAGAAACAAAAAAAUACACAAAGAAUUUUAUUUCUCAACUUCAUCAUUUCUAGCCACCGACAUUUCUCACUGAAUUAAUAUUUCCUAAAUAUUGGAUCUUCAGUUUCUGCCACAUUUUAAAUGCAAAGAAUGGAUUACAUGGAAUGACUGAGCUUCGAAUAGAAAGUACAUUAUAAACACCACCACAAAGUUAUACUGCCUUAAUAUAAAAUAUAACUACACAACGAACAGCAACAGUAUUGAAAACAUAGCUUUCAAGGAAUUUACAAUCUCCUUUUAUCACAGCUACACUGAAACUUUUAUUAAAAACUAUUAUCCAACAUAUCAAAGAACGAAGUUGAACUGAACACACAUUUUUUUCAAUAACCCGUCUGUUACCAUACAUUUUUCUAGCGUUUAUUAUUUGUACGAUGUCUCAGAUUUACAGUUGACAAAGAAAGAAUUAGAAGUGAUACUAUUAAGACUCACUCGCGACCAUAUCUAAACAUUACGGAUUGCAAAACAAUUCCUGAAUAAUUUACUGUCUCAUCUCUUCACUUUCAUUAUUACUUUAUUAUUUGCCUGUAUUCAUUCCUUGACGCGAUGUUUUCUAUUCCUAAGUAAUGGUGAAACGAAGUUACUCACCAGAUACCAAACUGUGAGCCGAUACUUCCUUUUUAGUGAUUGGUAGAUGACGUCCAUGUUUAUCGAUAUUACAUUGCCUGAAUGUACUGUGAAAUGUAAUUGUACUAAAGAUAUCGUUAUCAAGUAUUUUGGAAGAAGAUGUAAUUCGAUAAAAUAUUCGGCUUCGAGAUCAAACAAAUCUUUUCUAUUUUGAAAUUGCAAAACAAUUAGAAAUUGACAAAAGUCACUAGACAAAAGUAUACAAGUAAGCCACUAAAUUGCAGUUACUGACUUAAAGGUUUCGUUUAAAUAUAAAAAGAUUGUAUUACUUAUGAAUUAAUAUAAUCUUAAAUUCUAAACAGCGGGAACAGCAUAAAGAGAAAUAAGAGAAUUUGAAUUUGCAAAAAUGUCUAAAUUUACCAGUGGCAUUAAGCGUUACUAUUCAUGUCGAUGGAGGAUAUGUUACGCUUGCACUGUGGCAUUACUUAUCAUGCAAACAUUAAGAGUCGAUAUAAGUAUGGCCUUUGUUUGUAUGAUGAAAACACCCAAUCGUACAAGUGAGGAAGUUAACGUUACUACAAACAACCAACAUUGUUCUGGUUUCGAUAAUGAUUCAUUUAAUCCAGACAUAGAAGGAGAGUUUGAAUGGAGCGACACGUUACAAUCAAACAUACUGGCUGGAUACUUCUAUGGAUAUAUGGUAACUAAUAUUUUCGGUGGAGCAUUGGCAAAUAAAUAUGGUGGGAAAAAAACCGCUGCCGGUUCAAUUUUCUCAACAUCCAUUCUAGCCAUUCUUCACCCAAGUUUAACUCGAAUUAGUGGUUACUUUAUGCUUGUUCUAAGAAUAUUAACAGGUAUGGUAUCUGGACCUAUAUUUCCAGCAGUUUUUUCCCUAAUCGGACGUUGGGCCCCUCCAGAAGAGAACAGUGUAUUGAUUGGGCUUGCAUUUGCUGGUCAAAUUCUUGGUAAUAUUGUAGCCUUUCUUACUUCAAGUUACCUUUGUGUAUAUGGAUUUGAUAAUGGAUGGGGUUCGAUAUUUCAUAUAUUUGGUGGAUUAUCGUUGGUGUUUGGAUUUGUGUGGAUUUAUGUUGUUUACGAUAAUCCGGACGUUCAUCCAGCUAUUAGUGAAGAAGAACGUUUCUACUUAAACGACGCUAUAAAAUGUAAAAAUGUUGUUCAAAAAGUUCCUUGGAAACGGCUGAUUUCUUCCCCUGCAGUUUGGGCCAUUAAUAUUGGUUUGUUUGCUUAUAAUUGGAUAGAUAUGUCCUUUCAGACAUUGCUACCUCUCUAUAUGAAAGAAGCCUUAAACAUUAAAACAACAUCGAACGGUUUAAUGUCAUCUGCUCCUUCCAUGGGACAAAUGUUUGCUCUACCUUUAUGUGGAAAAUUCGCUGACAUUUUGCGUUCAAAGAAAUAUCUGUCAAACCGUUCCGUUCGCGUUUUAUUCCAAACUUUUUCGAUGCUUACAUCUGCGUGUAUACUGAUUACCAUAGGAUUUCUCAGAUGUGACCAAACCAUUCUAAUAAGUGUCCUGUUUUUGCUCAGUGGCAUCUCUCUGUCAUUUUCCAGUGGUGGAGUUAUUGCUAAUAACAUCGACAUCGCUCCAAGUUUUGCUGGUGUUGUGUAUUCAAUUGCUAAUGCGAUAUCUGCGCUCUCUGGCAGUAUUAGUUCCUUAUCUGCAAAGGCUCUCACCCCAAACGGUACACAAGAAGAAUGGCAGAUCGUGUUUGCCUUGUACAGUGGUAUUUGUGUAUUUGGUGCAAUAAUAUUUGCAAUAUUGGCAAGAGGAGAAAUCCAAGAAUGGGCAAUUAUAGAGGAGUCUGACUCGUCCGGUCAAUCAAACGACGCGAAAAGAAAUAAAACGGCUUAGCUACUAUUUUUUGUAUGUAUGUACACACACACACACACACACACACACACACACACACUCACACACACAUAUAUAUAUAUAUACAUAUAGGGAGAAUUCACAAAAAAAAAACAAAAGACGAAGACAGGUGGUGUAGACAACAAACAGAUGUAUUAGUUUAACGCUCGGGAAGUGAAAAAGUCUUUAACGUUUCGAGCCUACGCUUUUCCACAGAAAGGAACACAGAAAGAAACAAGGAGAGAAAAUAAAGAAUGUGUAGUGGUUAGCAAUACAUACAUACAUGUAUAUGUGCGUGUCUGUGUGAGUGUGUUUGUGCGC
Octopus bimaculoides (California two-spot octopus) is the source of this 3078-nucleotide messenger RNA. RefSeq names its product putative transporter slc-17.2. Lineage: Eukaryota; Metazoa; Mollusca; Cephalopoda; Octopoda; Octopodidae. The record is from RefSeq and is a predicted model, not a curated record.